AUGGUGUUACCGCGUAUCGAUGUGAAGUUUGCGUUUUUGAGCUCUGUAUCGCCCGCUUGCCAUCACAUGUGGUAUGGUGCUAAACGGCAGGUCGAGUGGGCAAUAGCAGUGAUGGCGAAUCGGAUCGACAACGGAACGGCGUGGAACCUGCACAAGUAUUGGCGUGAGGCGGUAGCCCCGCAAAAUCCAAAACCGGCCCUAGGCACGUAG
This is a messenger RNA of Babesia bigemina, 210 nucleotides long. RefSeq lists its product as hypothetical. NCBI's taxonomy places the organism in Eukaryota, Apicomplexa, Aconoidasida, Piroplasmida, Babesiidae. The transcript has a single exon. Bases 1 to 210 code for a protein of 69 amino acids. The record is from RefSeq and is a predicted model, not a curated record.